AUGGAUAACUCUGAUGUUACAGUUUCCUUCUCUCGCUUGCGCAUCAUUGAUCUUUCUCGCAAUAACUUCAGUGGCUACUUACCUACCAAUUUUUUUAAAAAUCUACAGUCCAUUAGAAUGGGGCAUGAAAAUAAACUUGAACCAGAGUACAUGGAAGAUGUAUCAGAUUAUAUUGCUUUCAAUUAUGCUUAUGGUUUAUCUUUUACAGUAAAAGGGUCGGAAACAGAGUUUCAAUCAGUGUUAACCAGUUGGAUGGUAAUUGACUUUUCAGACAAUCAAUUCUUCGGAGAAUUGCCCAAAACACUUGGUGAGCUUCAUUCACUUAUUGUCCUAAACCUCUCUCAUAAUUGCUUAACAGGUCCUAUUCCAUCAUCAUUAGGUGAUCUGUCUGAACUUGAAUCAUUAGAUCUCUCAUCAAACAAGUUCCAAGGAAGAAUUCCAACAGAGUUAACAAAUCUUGGAUUCUUAGAGGUGCUAAACCUUUCUCAAAAUAAUCUCAAGGGACCCAUUCCUCAAGGCAAACAAUUUGAUACUUUCACUAAUGAUUCUUACAAAGAAAACUUGGGUUUAUGCGGCUUGCCAUUAUCAAAAAGAUGUGAUAAUGAUAGGGGAACUUUGGUCAAAUUUGAUACAGAUGAUGAAUUGAAUUGGAAAUUUUCUAUAUUGAUGGGGUAUGGAUGUGGAUUGGUGUUAGGAUUGAAUAUGGGAUACAUCGUAUUCGCGACUGGAAAACCAUGGUGGUUGAUUAGGAUCGUCGAGCGAGUACAACAAAGAUUUACAAAAAGGACAAAUUCCAACUCCACCACCUUCAUUGCUUUGUUUAACGGAACAAUUCCCGAGUGCAUUGGAAACUUGAGUUCUUCUCUUUCACACAUUGAUCUAUGGAAUAAUAAUUUUCAUGGUAAAAUACCAGAAAGUUUUGCUAAAUAUUGCACGUUACAAAGUUUUCGUAUCAACAACAACCAAAUAGGAGGGUCACUGCCACGAUCUUUAGGUAAUUGCAAAGAUUUGAACCUUCUCGAUGUUGGGAACAACAAGUUGAAUGACACUUUCCCGAACUGGUUAGGAAAUUUAGAUCAUCUACAAGUUCUUGUCUUGAGAUCGAAUAAAUUCUUUGGCCAAAUGGAUAACUCUGAUGUUACAGUUUCCUUCUCUCGCUUGCGCAUCAUUGAUCUUUCUCACAAUAACUUCAGUGGCUACUUACCUACCAAUUUUUUUAAAAAUCUACAUUCCGUUAGAAAGGGGCAUGAAAAUAAACUUGAACCAGAGUACAUGGAAGAUGUAUCAGAUUAUGUUGCUUUCAAUUUUGCUUAUGGUUUAUCUUUUACAGUAAAAGGGUCGGCAACAGAGUUUCAAUCACUGUUAACCAAAUGGAUGGUAAUUGACUUUUCAGACAACCAAUUCUUCGGAGAAUUGCCCAAAACACUUGGUGAGCUUCAUUCACUUAUUAUCGUAAACCUCUCUCAUAAUUGCUUAACAGGUCCUAUCCCAUCAUCAUUAGGUGAUUUGUCUGAACUUGAAUCAUUAGAUCUCUCAUCAAACAAGUUCCAAGGAAGAAUUCCAACAGAGUUAACAAAUCUUGGAUUCUUAGAGGUGCUAAACCUUUCUCAAAAUAAUCUCGAGGGACCCAUUCCUCAAGGCAAACAAUUUGAUACUUUCACUAAUGAUUCUUACAAAGAAAACUUGGGUUUAUGCGGCUUGCCAUUAUCAAAAAGAUGUGAUAAUUAUAGGGGAACUUUGGUCAAAUUUGAUAGAGAUGAUGAUGAAUUGAAUUGGAAAUUUUCUAUUUUGAUGGGGUAUGGAUGUGGAUUGGUGUUAGGAUUGAGUAUGGGAUACAUCGUAUUCGCGACUGGAAAACCAUGGUGGUUGAUUAGGAUCGUCGAGCGAGUUCAACAAAGAUUUACAAAAAGGUAG
Messenger RNA from Gossypium raimondii (Peruvian cotton), 1914 nucleotides. RefSeq names its product receptor-like protein 9DC3. NCBI's taxonomy places the organism in Eukaryota, Viridiplantae, Streptophyta, Magnoliopsida, Malvales, Malvaceae. The transcript is spliced from 3 exons. The record is from RefSeq and is a predicted model, not a curated record. Gene Ontology annotation, molecular function: protein binding. The coding region runs from base 1 to 1914 and encodes 637 amino acids.